UGGCGCGCCUCACCCUCGGCGACCCCGGAAGUGGGUCGGGGGCUUGGCCUCUGCCCGGCCUCGGAGCCGGAGCGGGAGGUGUUACCCUGGACGGGUAGAGCUGAGCGAUCCUGUCCGGCGGCGGACCCCGGGCAGGGCCCGGGCCAGGGGUCCAGGAUGCUGAACGUCCCUUCCCAGUCUUUCCCGGCCCCCAGCUCGCAGCAGCGCGUCGCCUCCGGGGGGCGUAGCAAGGUCCCUCUAAAACAGGGCAGAAGUCUUAUGGAUUGGAUUCGCCUCACCAAAAGUGGCAAGGAUCUAACGGGAUUAAGAGGCAGGUUAAUUGAAGUAACUGAAGAAGAACUUAAAAAACACAACAAAAAAGACGAUUGUUGGAUAUGCAUAAGAGGGUUUGUUUAUAAUGUCAGCCCAUAUAUGGAGUAUCAUCCUGGUGGAGAAGACGAACUAAUGAGAGCAGCAGGAUCUGAUGGCACUGACCUCUUCGAUCAGGUUCAUCGUUGGGUCAAUUACGAAUCCAUGCUGAAAGAAUGCCUGGUUGGCAGAAUGGCCAUUAAGCCCGCUGUUCCUAAAGACUGUCGUGAAGAAAAGAAAGUCUUAAAUGGCAUGCUUCCCAAGAGCCAAGUGUCAGAUACACUUGCCAAAGAAGGUCCUAGUUCUCCAAGCUAUGACUGGUUCCAGACAGACUCGUUAGUCACCAUUGUCAUAUAUACUAAACAGAAGGAUAUUAACUUAGACUCAGUAAUAGUUGAUCAUCAGGAUGAUUCCUUUAGAGCAGAAACAAUUAUCAAGGAUUAUUCAUAUAUUAUACAUAUGGGGCUAAGUCGUGAAAUUCAAGAAGAUUUUUCUGUGCGGGUUGUUGAGAAUGUGGGAAAAAUAGAGAUUGUGCUAAAGAAAAAAGAGAAUACUUCUUGGAAACGUCUUGGUCACCCCCUAGAGAAUCAUAAUUUACUUAUUCCAAAGAAAGAUACAGGUUUGUACUACAGAAAGUGCCAGUUAAUUUCCAAGGAAGGCGUUACUCAUGAUACGAAGCUUUUCUGCCUGAUGCUACCAGCAAGCACUCAUCUUCAGGUGCCAGUUGGGCAACAUGUUUACCUCAAGCUAACUAUUACAGGUACUGAAAUUGUGAAGCCAUAUACACCUGUAUCUGAUUUCUUACUCUCAGAGUUCAAGGAACCAGUUCUUCUCAACAAUAAAUACAUCUACUUUUUGAUCAAAAUCUAUCCUGCUGGACUCUUCACACCAGAGCUUGAUCAUCUUCAUAUUGGAGAUUUUGUUUCCGUAAGCAAUCCUGAGGGCAAUUUUAAAAUAUCCCAGUUCCGAGAAUUAGAAGAUCUCUUUUUAUUGGCAGCUGGAACAGGCUUCACACCAAUGGUUAAAAUACUGAAUUAUGCUUUGACUAACAUACCCGGUCUCAGGAAAGUGAAGCUGAUGUUCUUCAAUAAAACAGAGGAUGAUAUAAUUUGGAGAAGCCAGUUGGAGAAAUUAGCAUUUAAAGAUAAAAGAUUUGAUGUUGAAUUUGUUCUCUCAGCACCUACUUCUGAAUGGAAUGGCAAACGGGGAUACAUUUCACCAGCUCUUCUUUCUCAAUUUUUGAAAAGAAGUUUAGACAACUCCAGAGUCCUCAUCUGCAUUUGUGGACCAACACCAUUCACAGAACAAGGAAUAAGGUUGCUGCAUGAUCUGAACUUUUCCAAAGAUGAGAUCCAUAGUUUUACAGCAUAAUGAAGAGCUGUCAUUGUCCUUUAUUCAACUGUUUUGUCUAAAUUUGUGAUUACUUAGGAUUUUUUAAGAGCACAUUUUUGUACAUACUAAAAGGUCAGCUAGAAUCCAGGUUUCAGUUUCUUCAAUGAAAUCAACUGUUCCUUCAGUAUAGAUGAUUUGUUGACUUUAUUUUGUACCAUAACUUAUUUUACUACUGAUCUCUGACCUGGAAUCUAUCAUGGCAACAAGUCCAUACAGGAAUCUUUUGUGAUGAGUCACAAACUUCCUUACCAUUUAAAGUGUAUCACUGUUCUACAGUAAGCUCUUGUGUUUUAUGACAUGAUAAAGUAAAUGAUCAUUUUGAUCACAUUUCUAUGCCGUAAAAUGUCUUAUUAGCAAUACAGAUUAAAUUUUACAUUGCACUGUUAACUCAGGAAAUGAUCGUUUAUGUCCUUGUAUUACUAUUAAAACAUGGAAUGUUAUAACUUAUUAAGUGAUCCAUUUUGUGUGUGUGAGUGUGUGUGUGUGUGUGUGUGUGUGUGUGGCACUGAUACAGAGUAGAAUAAAAGUAUAAGUACUUUU
This is a messenger RNA of Leptonychotes weddellii (Weddell seal), 2280 nucleotides long. RefSeq names its product cytochrome b5 reductase 4 (gene CYB5R4). Gene Ontology annotation, molecular function: heme binding; cytochrome-b5 reductase activity, acting on NAD(P)H. Gene Ontology annotation, biological process: superoxide metabolic process. The record is from RefSeq and is a predicted model, not a curated record. NCBI's taxonomy places the organism in Eukaryota, Metazoa, Chordata, Mammalia, Carnivora, Phocidae. Gene Ontology annotation, cellular component: endoplasmic reticulum; cytoplasm.